UCGUUUCGUCCAUCUUUACGCCGUUCUAAAUACAUUUCGACUCGUGAAACGUUUAUUUCACAAUUGCAUGAAAUGCAAUUUAAAAUUAAAUAGGAAUGGGUUAGGAAUUGACGGAACGUUCGCUUGUUAUUACGGAAUAAGCUCGGAAGAGUGGUGACAAUGAAGUUCGUUCGAUCUUUUUAAAUACGAUUCACACUUGCUGCGAUUAUACAUAUUAAAAUCGUGUAUUGUUUACAUAACGAACCUCUCGGCGUUGGAUCACUUUCGUCAGCCCCGUCAAACUGCGUUUCAAAUAAAGUUUAUACUUUUUCAAAGGAUAAUGGCUGGAGAACAAUUUUCGUUAGUGUGGAACAGCUUCCCAAGGAAUUUGUCAUCCGGACUCUAUACCCUGCUGGCGGACGAACAAUUAGUGGAUGUGACAUUAGCAGCGGAAGGACAGAUAUUACGCGCUCACAAAUUAAUAUUGUCAGUCUGCAGUACAUACUUUAGGGACCUGUUCAAGGGGAAUUCUUGUAAACAUCCGAUUGUGAUUUUGAAAGAUGUCAAUUAUCGGGAUCUGUCAGCAAUGCUGCAUUUCAUGUAUCAAGGGGAAGUAAAUAUCAAGAAGGAAGACAUCGCUGGCUUUUUAAAAGUAGCGGAGACGUUACAGAUAAAAGGUCUGACCACGGACACCGAAGAGAAGUUGGAAGAAAGUUUGACAAAGAGUGCACAAAACUUGGAUCAGUUUUUUAACACGGAAAAGAACAGUAUUAAUUCAUUCGCAUCAGACGCGAACGCUUCCACAUUUACGGAGGAGAGACAGUUUUUACAAAAGGACCAACAACGUGAGAGACAAGACGUUUUAUCGAGGGAUGAAUAUCUAAAUAACGAAACUCCAGACACUUAUUAUCAACAAGAUUCUAUGUCCGACCCGACUUGUAACAUGCAGGACAUGGACGCGAUACGAAAUACGAGUUCUGCGAACGUAGAAGCGGAGUGUAACGAGGAGGAGCCGUUGAACUGCACCUCUGAUAUAAAUUAUACAAUCCCGCAGAAACAGGAACCGUUGAAUUAUACACUCGACACGGAUCCAAAGACUAGAUACAAGACGUAUCUACCCAAUAAAUCGGUUUACAAACCUGAAGAAAAUUCGCAGAUGAAAGAUUACGUGCCGGAGAUGCAGCUAGUUCCCUACGAUCAAAAUGCACAGAUCCAACCAUACGGUUUAAGUAACAUGACCGGUAUUGAAAAUGAAUUUACUCGCGAAACUGGUUGUCGUACUAAAGGUCGACAAACUGUUAAAGGUAUCUCCAACAAUAGCCUGCCGUUGGAGACGACACUGCGCGUCGUAUCCGAACUGGGACCGACGUUACGCAUGGAAAGGGGCAAGGUGAUUCGAAUGUACUCGUGUCCAUGGUGUCUGCGACACUUCACGCGUAAGGAGAAUCUGAAAUUGCACGUGCGUUAUAUCCACGGGCCGCUUGAAAGUCUAACGUGUAAACUUUGUGGUAAUAAAUACAAGAACAGCAACAGUCUACGUGUACAUUCGUAUCUUUAUCAUAACGCUAAACGGAACAAACCCAACAAGCCGUUCGUAGACGGCGGCGCAUGAAAUGAAACGAAAUUGAAUAGCGUUAAAUAUUGUCACGUCGGAACGCGUCGAAUUGUAGGAUAGCAUGUGCCGCGUAUGUAAUUGGCAUUUUAUUUAUGGUCUCUGCCGCCGAGCCCUCGCUCCUGAUCAGCGAGGAUCUCGAUCGAGACGUCUCGAGACAACGUCUAGUAGGAUUACAUGGCUAUCGGAGAACAGCACUGAACUCGGAGGAACACGAUAUUCUCUUAAUUAAUUAGAGACGUUUAGGAUCUAGAUACGACUAUAUAUUUUAUAUAAAAGCAGAUCAUUUUUUAAAAGAGCUUCAAUGUAAAUAGUA
Messenger RNA from Ceratina calcarata, 1907 nucleotides. RefSeq names its product protein tramtrack, beta isoform. The transcript has 6 exons. The record is from RefSeq and is a predicted model, not a curated record. The coding region runs from base 320 to 1591 and encodes 423 amino acids. Gene Ontology annotation, molecular function: protein binding. Lineage: Eukaryota; Metazoa; Arthropoda; Insecta; Hymenoptera; Apidae. Gene Ontology annotation, cellular component: nucleus. Gene Ontology annotation, biological process: regulation of transcription by RNA polymerase II.